UGGCCCAGGCCCGGGUCGAGGAGUCGGGAGCCUGCGACUCCGCGUCUCUGAUGACUCUGACGACAGAGCCCUGACAUCACUAGCCUGGGUGUGCUGUGGCUAGAGCCUUGGUCAGCCGCCUCCAAAUUGGUUGUGAAAUGUGCACACAGGAGGGUUUUCAGGCCCAGAGGAGCCAGCUGGUGGGGCUGCUGGUCUCGGGGUCCCUGGAGGGCUUCGAGGGCGUCCUGGACUGGCUGCUGUCCUGGGAAGUCCUUUCCUGGGAGGAUUAUGAGAGCCUCAGCCUCCUGGGCCAGCCCCUCUCCCACCUGGCCAGGCGCCUCUUGGACACGGUGUGGAACAAGGGAGCUUGGGGCUGUGAACAGCUCAUGGCGGCUGUUCAGGAGGCCCAGGCCGACAGCCAGCCCCUCGAGCUUUGUGGACUCUGGGACCCACACUCACCCUGCCCAGCCCGCGAGCUGCAGAGUCACCGGCCAGCCAUUGUCAGAAGACUCUACAGCCACGUGGAGGGCGUGCUGGACCUCACACAGGAGCGGGGCUUCAUCAGCCAGUACGAAUGUGAUGGAAUCAGGCUGCCCAUCUUCACGUCAUCGCAGCGGGCAAGACGGCUGCUGGAUCUUGCCACAGUGAAGGCCAAUGGAUUAGCUGCCUUUCUUCUACAACACGUUCAGGAAUUACCAGUCCCGUCGGCCCUGCCUUUCAAAGAUGCUGCAUGUAAGAAGUACAUGUCCAAGCUGAAGGCCACGGUAUCUGCUCAGUCCCGCUUCCUGAGUACCUAUGAUGGGUCAGAGAACCUUUGCCUAGAAGACAUAUACACGGAGAAUGUCCUGGAGGUGCGGACCAAUAUCAGCAUGGCUGGACCUUCUCAGCAGAGCCCGGCCACCCUGGGCCUCGAGGAGCUCUUCAGCCCCCGCGGCUGUCUCAAUGAAGACGCAGACACUGUGCUGAUGGUGGGCGAGGCGGGCAGCGGCAAGAGCACACUCCUGCAGCAGCUGCACUUCCUGUGGGCUGCCGGCCGGGACUUCCAGGAGUUUCUCUUCGUCUUCCCGUUCAGCUGCCGGCAGCUGCAGUGUGUGGCAAAACCACUGUCCGUACGGACGCUGCUCUUUGAGCACUGCUGCUGGCCCGACGUUGGCCAACAGGACAUCUUCCAGUUCCUCCUUGAUCACCCUGACCGCGUGCUGCUGACCUUCGAUGGCUUUGACGAGUUCAGGUUCAGGUUCACUGAUGGGGAGCGCCACUGCUCUCCAACCGACCCCACGUCUGUGCAGAAUCUGCUUUUCAACCUUCUGCAGGGCAACCUGCUAAAGAAUGCCCGCAAGGUGCUGACGAGCCGCCCGGAUGCAGUGACGGCGCUCCUCAGGAAAUAUGUCUGCAGGGAGCUCAACCUCAAGGGCUUCUCGGAGGAGGGCAUCGAGCUGUAUAUGCGGAAACACCAUCGGGAGCCUGGGGUGGCCGACCGCCUCGUCUGCCUGCUCAAAGCGACCUCAGCCCUGCAUGGUCUGUGCCACCUUCCUGUCUUUUCAUGGAUUGUGUCCAAAUGCCACCAGGAGCUGUUACUGCAGGGUGGGGGCUCCUUCAAGACCACCACGGACAUGUACCUGCUGAUCCUGCAGCACUUUCUGCUGCAUGCCGCCCCACCGGACACAGAUCGCCGUGGCCUGGGACCCAGCCUCCUUCGAGGCAGGCUCCCCACGCUCCUGCAUCUUGGCCACCUGGCUCUCUGGGGCCUGGGCACCUGCUGCUAUGUGUUCUCAGCCAAGCAGCUCCAGGCAGCACAGGUGGACACCGACGACAUUUCUCUGGGCUUCCUGGUGCGUGCCAAAAGCGUCGUGCUGGGGAGCUCGGCACCCCUGGAGUUCUUGCACAUCACUUUUCAGUGCUUUUUUGCCGCGUUUUACCUUGUAUUAAGUUCUGACCUGCCACCCACCACGCUCAGACACCUCUUCAGUUGCUGCAGGUCAGGCAGCUCCCCGCUGGCCAGGCUGCUGCCUGCACUGUGCGUCCAGCACUCUGAGCGCAAGGAGGACAGCGUGGCGGCUUGGCUGCAGAAGGCCGAGCCGCACAACCUCCAGAUCACGGCAGCCUUUCUAGCAGGGCUGUUGUCCCGGGAGCACCGGGGCCUGCUGACCGAGUGCCAGGUGUCCAAGAAGGCCCUGCUCCGGCGCCACGCCUGUGCCCGGUGGUGUCUGGCCCGCAGCCUCCGCAAGCACUUCCAUUCCAUCCCGCCUGCCGUGCGGGGUGAGGCCAAGAGCAUGCACGCCCUGCCCGGCUUCCUCUGGCUCAUCCGGAGCCUGUACGAGAUGCAGGAGGAGCAGCUGGCCCAGGAGGCCGUGCGUGGGCUGGAAGUUGAGCACCUGAAGCUGACAUUUUGCGGCGUAGGCCCCGCUGAGUGUGCCGCCCUGGCCUUUGCACUACAGCACCUCCGGCGGCCUGUGGCCCUGCAGCUGGACCACAACUCCGUGGGUGACAUCGGCGUGGAGCAGCUGCUGCCUUGCCUGAGUGUCUGCAAAGCUCUCUACUUGCGAGACAACAAUAUCUCAGACCGAGGCAUCUGCAAGCUCAUCGAACAUGGUCUUCACUGCGAGCAGCUGCAGAAAUUAGCCCUGUUCAACAAUAAACUGACUGACGGCUGUGCCCGCUCCGUGGCCGAGCUCCUUGCGUGCAAACAGAACUUCUUGGCACUGAGGCUGGGGAAUAACCGCAUCACUGCUGCAGGGGCUGAGGUGCUGGCCCAGGGGCUCCGAGACAAUGUCUCCCUCCAGUUUCUUGGGUUCUGGGGCAACAGGGUGGGUGACAAGGGUGCCCAGGCCUUGGCUGAAGCCUUGAGUAACCACCGGAGCUUGAAGUGGCUCAGCCUGGUGGGGAACGACAUUGGCAGUCUGGGUGCCCAAGCCUUAGCGCUGAUGUUGGAAAGGAACGUGGUACUGGAAGAGCUCUGCCUGGAGGAGAACCAUCUCCACGAUGAAGGUGUGUGUUUUCUCGCUGAAGGACUUAAGAGAAAUUCAAGUUUGAAAGUCCUGAAGCUGUCCAACAACUGCAUCUCCUGUGUUGGAGCAGAAGCCCUCCUGCAGGCCCUUGAGAGGAAUGACACCAUCCUAGAAGUCUGGCUCCGAGGGAACACUUUCUCUCCAGAGGAAAUCGAGACCCUCAGCCACAAGGACACCAGACUCUUGCUUUGAUGUCUCCGGGCCGAUGCUUAUCUCAGUUUGUUUGGACCCAGAAGCUGGAUUACAUAUGGUGGCGGCAGCCCAUUCAGACUGAGCUCUGCCCUGCUCAGGGCUGAUGUCGUUUUCUGGAAAUGUAAUUGGUCACUUUUCUUCUGAUGGAGGAAGGAGCAUCAAUGCUUUCCAGAAUAGACUUCUCCCAAGCCUACUUUUGCCAUAAGGAGCCCUGGUGGUGCAAUGGUUAAGCGCUUGGCUGUUAACUGAAAAAUUGGUGGUUCAAAUCCACCCAGUGGCUCCAUGGAAGUCCUGGUGAUCUGCUUCAAAGAUUAUAGCCGAGAAAACCCUAUGGAGCAGUUGUCCUCUGUCACAUAAGGUCACUAGGAGCCAAAAGUAACUCAGUGGCACCUGACAACAUGUUUGCCAUCAAGCUCUUCCCAAGAGUUGAUCCACGGAUGCAGAAGAGGGGCAGCCCCCUUCACAGCACGGAGCCAAAUCUCCAGCUGAUCCUGCAGGGGUCAGUGGGGCUCAUGAGUGUUAACUGAGUACCCGCUGUAUAGAGACCUGGACCUGCAUGAAAGCCCCCCUUCUCUACUCCUCCCACAGUGAGGAGAGGGUGUUCUGGAAGCAGCCGUCUGCCCUGGUGAGACUCAUGGUUCUUUCCUCAUAUCUGGCUCCUCCGACUCAUCCUGGAUCCCCGCACAUGGAAUACCCUCUGUGGUUGCAGAUUCAGAACAUUGGUGUGUUAAGCUUUGAUAUUUUGCUUAGAGCACCCCCAGCACCCCACUCCCCUCCCAGCGGGAGCAGAGCUGCAGUUUACCCUGCUCUCCUUUCUGGUGCGUAAGGCAUUGUUGGAAGAGAAUACAGCACAGUCCAGCUUCUUCCCCACGACCUUCUAGAUUUGCAAGAAAAAUAGGACCACACUACAGCUGGGGUCACAUGUGGACUUUUAUUUCCAGUGAAAUCAGUCACUAUUCAGUUAAACCUUUGGAAGCAGCCCCUCCAUCCAAGUGCAGCUUUUAAAAAUGAAUCUGGGCCAGAAUUUUGAAUGGUCCCACUAGGGCUCUGGUUGAUACCUGUGAACUGAACUCUGAAGACAGACUUCUGAAAUAUAUUCAUAAGAGGUGGCUCGGUUUUUCAUUUGUUCCAGAAUGCUUUAGGACAUAAAGUCAUGGAUUGAAAGUUUACAGGGGCACAAUCAGGCCCCGCCAUAUAAGCACACGUCUUUCUUGAUUUUUCAAAAUGAUGCACGUGGAAACCUUUGUAAACUGCCAGGUGCUAUACACGUGUCAUUAUUUAAACAUUAUUAUUUGUGAAAACUGGUUAAUAUUUAUAAACCAGUUUGUUUAUUCUCCAAAGUUUAUGUUUUUUAAUGUAAUUUUAUUUAUUUUGUUGUUGUUGAGAAUAUACACAGCAAAACAUACACCGAUUCAACAGUUUCUGCAUGUACCAUUUAGUGACAUUGUUUACGUUCCGAGUUGUGUAACCAUUCUCACGCUCCUUUUCUGAGUUGUUCCUCCCCAAUUCCCAUCAGUUCAGUGCCGCUUUAGGUUCCUAUUAAUCUUUUGAGUUUCAAUUGUCAAUUUGAUCCCUUAUAGAUAAUUCUUAAAAGAGCAUACUGCUCAAGGCAGACUUUUUUUUUUACUAGUUAAGCGAAACUAUUGUUUGGUU
This is a messenger RNA of Trichechus manatus latirostris (Florida manatee), 4832 nucleotides long. It is a transcript of the gene NOD2, whose product is annotated as nucleotide binding oligomerization domain containing 2. Gene Ontology annotation, molecular function: protein binding. Gene Ontology annotation, biological process: intracellular signal transduction; positive regulation of canonical NF-kappaB signal transduction; defense response to bacterium. The record is from RefSeq and is a predicted model, not a curated record. NCBI's taxonomy places the organism in Eukaryota, Metazoa, Chordata, Mammalia, Sirenia, Trichechidae. Gene Ontology annotation, cellular component: cytosol. The coding region runs from base 138 to 3179 and encodes 1013 amino acids. The transcript has 13 exons.